GGAAUGUGCCCGCCUGUGCCUUGGGGGUUGGAUUCUCUUCCUGAGUCCCAGGAGAAGCUGAAGGAGCUCCUAGCCAUGGAAGACCCUGGGGAUACAGAAGCACACCCUUUGGGAACUGCCAACCUAAACUUUGUUCCUGGGCACCAACAGAAAGAAAAUCCAUCUCCAGACCCUCUGUAUGAUACGCCUGACGCCAGCAGGGCACAGGCAGGCGGGGCCCAACAACCAGCACGCACCGUGAGUCUGCGGGAACGGCUGCUCAUCACCCGGCCGGUGUGGUUACAGUUGCGGGCCAACGCUGCAGCCGCACUACACGUGUUGAGGACAGAGCCUCCAGGGACCUUCCUGGUACGGAAAUCUAACACUCGCCAGUGCCGGGCUCUGUGUGUGCGGCUGCCAGAAGCCAGUGGCCCCUCUUUUGUCUCCAGCCACUAUAUCCAAGAGAGCCCUGGUGGCAUCUCUUUGGAGGGUUCAGAGCUCGUAUUCCAGGACCUGGUUCAGCUCAUCUGUGCAUACUGCCAUACCAGGGACAUUCUUCUCCUCCCACUCCGGCUCCCCAGAGCCAUUCAUCAGGCAACCACCCACAAGGAGCUGGAGGCGAUCUCCCAUUUGGGCAUGGAGUUCUGGAGUUCCUCCCUUAACACCAAGGUUCAGCAGAGGCCUUGUGAAGCCCCACCGAUACCCAGGCUGAAGGCUCGCUCCCCUCAAGAGCUGGAUCAGGGCACUGGUGCAGCCCUCUGCUUCUUCAACCCCCUCUUCCCAGGGGAUCUGGGCCCCACCAAACGAGAGAAAUUCAAGAGGAGUUUUAAAGUGCGUGUGUCCACAGAGACCUCCAGCCCUCUGUCUCCACCUGCUGUGCCGCCUCCCCCAGUCCCAGUGCUGCCAGGGACUUCUUCCAGCCAAACAGCAAGAUUGCCUCCUCGACAGCUGCUGGAGAGGGAGAGUUCAAUGGGGUAUCGGGUGCCAGGGAGUGCUUCCGGCCAGAGUCUUCCUCCCCUACCUUCACUUCAGGAGGCCGACUGCUGCUCCCCCAGCAGCUCAGAGGAGGAGGGUUCUCCCCGAAGCCCUACCACCUCCCCGCGCCUGGGCCGCCCAAGGCAGCGGCCGCCUUUGCUUCGGUCCAUGAGUUCUGCUUUCUGCUCUCUGCUGGCACCGGAGAGGCAGGUGGGCCGGGCAGCCACAACGCUAAUGCAGAACCGAUACACAGCUGUGGGUCAGCUAGUGCAGGACCUACUGACCCAGGUUCGGGCUGGUCCGGAGCCCCGGGAGUUGCAGGGCAUCCGCCAGGCCCUAAGCCGGGCCCGGGCCAUGCUGAGUGCAGAGCUGGGCCCUGAGAAGCUGCUACCACCGGAGAGGCUGGAACUGGUUCUGGAGAAGUCCUUGCAUCGCUCUGUUCUCAAGCCUCUUCGACCUAUCCUAGUUGCCCGCCUGCGGCGGCGUCUUUCCACAGAUGGUUCCCUUGGCCGCCUAGCUGAGGGCUUCCACCUGGCCCGGACCCAGGGACCUGGAGCCCUCGGGUCCCCCCUGCCCCUCUCCUACCCAGUGGAGACGGAACAGGUGCGCCAGAAACUGCUUCAGUUGCUUGGCACCUAUUCACCUACUGCCCAGAUCAAGUGGCUCCUGCAGGCCUGCAAGUUGCUCUACACAGCCCUGAAAACCCAGGCGGGGGAGGAUGCAGGCGCUGAUGAGUUCCUGCCUCUGCUGAGCCUUGUCUUGGCUCAGUGCGACCUUCCUGACCUUCUGUUAGAAGCUGAGUACAUGUCGGAGCUACUGGAACCUACCCUGCUCACCGGAGAGGGUGAGGGCACCCUCACUUCCUGUCCAGGCGGCUACUACCUGACCAGCCUGUCGGCCAGCCUGGCCUUGUUGAGUGGCCUGAGCCAGGCCCGCGCUCUCCCACUCAGCCCGGCACAGGAGCUCCAGCGCUCUCUGGCCCUCUGGGAACAGCGCCGCCUGCCGGCCACCUACAACUUCCAGCACCUCCUCCGAGUAGCCUACCAGGACCCCAGCACAGGCUGCACCUCCAAGACCCUGGCAGUACCCCCAGGGUCAUCAAUUGCCACCCUGAGCCAACUCUGUGCCACCAAGUUCCGAGUGACCCAUCCUGAUGCAUUCGGCCUCUUCCUCUACAAGGACCAGGGCUACCAUCGUCUGCCCCCUGAAGCCCUGGCCCAUGGGCUUCCUGCAACUGGCUACCUCAUCUACCGCCGUGCAGAGAGGCCUGAGACCCAGGGGGCUGCAACAGAGAAGGCAAAGGCAGGCAGUGAGAGGCAAGAGGCGGGAGCAUGGGAGGAGGAGAAAGGGGGCGGGAAUAGUGAGGGAGAGUUGGAGACAACUGUUGACCAAGGAGGAGGCGAGAAUCAGGCCAGAGGAGGUCGUGUACAACCAGAGGAGCAAAAGGCAGAGGGAAGCCAGGCUGCAGAAGAGUAGCCAGAAAGAGCCAAGAGGGUCACCUGGGCCUCCAGGAGCCUCUAAAUAUGCUCUUCCCAGCUGCCAAGCUUCCUUCACCACCCACACCCAGUUCUCUGUUGUGUCUGCCACUGCCUCUAUCUGAUCUUCAUGAGUCCACCUGCUAGGAAAUGGGGGCUGGACACAUAGACUAGGGCAAGUUAAGAGAGUUAGGAGACUCCAAGACCCUGUGUCCAAGGCCCCUGGCCUGUGUUCCUCCCUAGUCCACAGGGAUAAAUGUCCCUGGAAAGGAACAAAGUCAUCCAAUAGCCAACUCCAGCAUAGGAGGAAGGGUGUUCCUGGCUUCUUUUGCCUCUCGUGCUGCCCAUGGGCACAGGCAGAGUUGCUGGCAUUUCAAGUCCCUGAACAAUUCCAAUCGCUCUUAGUUCCAGGGGCCAGGGUGGCGGCAGAAUGACAGCAAAGGUCCCCAAACAGCUCUCCCCUGGUCUGCAAAGAGGGGAUAUGAGUACUGUUUUGCAGGGCUCCAGGAGUGAUCCAGGCCCCACAUGGAUACUUGGUGACAAAGACUGGGCAGGUGAAAGGGAGAACAGGACAGGUGUUAGAAGCCACGUCAUUCUUUAGGGCGCCUGCCCCCACCAGGCUGGUCUCAUCUGUGUCUUCUUCCUCAGUCAGUUCAGAGACUGCACUGGAGAUCAGGUCACAAGAGAGAAAGCACCUAUGUUCCAGCCUUUUUUCAAGAUCAGAAAUCUAGUGAGGCACUUCAGUAUUUCUGGGAAACUGGACCCUGGGAAGUAAUGCCCACCAGCAGGAAGAGAAGUUUCCAGAACAGAGAGCGGUGCUCCACAAACGUUGUCUUUGUACUCCUCUUUUGGGGCUCUUGCAAAAGCUUGACCAUAAGGCACAGCACAAAGCUUGUGGGCCCACUGCAGGUAAUUGCCAAAAUGUCUUAGCAAACUACCCCUCAAGGCCAGAGGGAAGCCAGCUGCAAAUCUGAGCAGAGGAAAAUGCCCACCAAUAGCCACAAGAGGGCAUGCACAGCCUAAGAAGCUACAGAGGGUGACACACACACCCCUCCCGGCCAGGGUGGGGAGUAUGGAUAAUGAGAGUUUAAGAGCCAUAAAGUGUAGGCAGUCACUGGCUUUAUACUCUUACAGCUAUUGACAGCCUGGAAAAUGCAGGGCAGAGGCCACUUGCAGUCAGAGAUUCUUAGGGAAGAAUUGUUUCCAGUAUCAGAGGCACUCUCCUGGGCCUCAGCACAAGGACACCAGCUCACAUGCCAUGCACGAUUACCAGGAGGUAGAAGUGUGGACCCUGACUUUCAGACCCACAUCUAGCCAGUGUAGGUCUCCAAAGUAGUCACUAGGCCACCAAUGUUCCUUCUUACCCACUUGCAUGCCCCUCUCUCGUAGGGGAGAGUGUAUGAGAAGGGGCAAGCCCAUCUGGUAUCUAAUAUCGAGCAGAGGGAGAAGAUGGUCCCAGCUCCUUUUGCCUCUCUACCACCCAGAGGCAUAGACAGGGUUUCUGGGACUUCACGGCCCUGAACAACAUGGCCCUCUAUUCCAUGAUAUGCCCUCCCUCCCUGCAAUGCUUUGUACAGGACAGAGCACUCCACAGGGGCUCAAUAAAUGGUGUCCAAUGACUGAAGCUUGAUAACCAGCAGUAAGGGACUGGGGUGGGGUGGGGUAGGAAAGCUGUUUCUGGGAAUGAGACACAGGGGGUGUGGCGUGCAGUCCCAGGGUAAGGACCUGGAAUGUCUGAAAAGGAUGCUCAGAGAACCCCGCAGGCAGGAUACGGAGCUGGUCUCAUGGGAACCAAGACUCUGGGACCUCCAUAGGCCCUGCCUUUUGUGCUCAGUUCUAAUUCUGGGCUUUUAGAGUUCAGUGCAGAUCCAGCUAUGGCUUAAAAAAGCACUUCUGGGUCCUGCCUGCUGUCUGAAUUUUUUUUU
Molecule: messenger RNA, 4354 nt
Organism: Cricetulus griseus (Chinese hamster)
Lineage: Eukaryota; Metazoa; Chordata; Mammalia; Rodentia; Cricetidae
Source: RefSeq, a predicted model, not a curated record